Messenger RNA from Acomys russatus (golden spiny mouse), 2108 nucleotides. It is a transcript of the gene Ltbr, whose product is annotated as lymphotoxin beta receptor. Bases 197 to 1435 code for a protein of 412 amino acids. Gene Ontology annotation, biological process: positive regulation of canonical NF-kappaB signal transduction; immune response; hematopoietic or lymphoid organ development. The record is from RefSeq and is a predicted model, not a curated record. Lineage: Eukaryota; Metazoa; Chordata; Mammalia; Rodentia; Muridae. The transcript is spliced from 10 exons. Gene Ontology annotation, molecular function: ubiquitin protein ligase binding.
CUCUCUCCACUCCCACUUCCUGAGCCCGGCGCUGGAGCCCUGGAGGCCAGGCCCGGCCGCUCCCGGCCCCCGGGGGGCACGUCGGCCCCAGCCGAGAGGCUUGGGAAGUCGUGGCCAACGCUGCUCAGGACGUCCGGGCUUCCCACCUUCCUCCCAGGCCUCCACCCGAUCUGGUCAGCCGACCCGAAAGGCCGCCAUGCGUCUGCCUGGGGCCUUCUCUCCCUGCGGCCUGGUCUGGGGGCCACUCCUGCUGGGACUCUGCGGGCUCCUGGUGGCAUCUCAGCCCCAGCUGGUGCCCCCAUAUCGCAUUGAAAACCAAACUUGCAGGGACCAGGACAAAGAAUACUACGAGCCCGAACAUCACGUCUGCUGCUCUCGCUGUCCCCCAGGCAAGUUUGUCUCUGCUGUAUGCAGCCACAGCCAAGACACAGCUUGCCAGACUUGCCCCCCGAAUUCCUACAAUGAGCACUGGAACCAUCUCUCCAUCUGCCAUCUGUGCCGCCCCUGUGACUCUGUGCUGGGCUUUGAGGAGGUUUCCCCUUGCACCAGUGAUCGCAAACCCGAGUGCCGCUGUAAGCCCGGGAUGACCUGUGUUUAUUCGGACAACGAGUGUGUGCACUGCGAACUUGUAGUCUGCCUGCCUGGCACGGAAGUUGAGGUCACAGAUGAACUUACAGAUACUGACACCAACUGUGUCCCCUGCAAGCCAGGACACUUCCAGAACACUUCCUCCCCCACAGCCCGCUGCCAACCCCAUACCAGAUGUGAGACCCAGGGCCUGGUGGAGGCAGUUCCAGGCACCUCUGACUCUGACACCGUUUGUAAAAACCCGCCACAGCCAGGAACAAUGCUGCUGCUGGCCGUCCUGCUACCGCUGGUCUUCUUUCUGCUUUUCACCACUAUCCUGGCCUGCACUUGGAUGAGGCACCCCUCUCUCUGCAGAAAGCUGGGUACUCUGCUCAAGAAGCAUCCGGAGGGAGAAGAGUCUCCCCCUUGCCCCCCUCCAAGAACCAACCCACAUUUCCCUGACCUGGCAGAGCCACUUCUACCCAUGUCUGGAGACGUGUCCCCAGCCCCUGCUGGACCCCCGGUGACCCCAGUCUUGGAGGAAGUGGUGCUACAACAGCAGAGUCCCCUGGGCCAGGGCACGGAGCUGGAGGCUGAGCCUGGGGAACAUGGACAGGUGGCCCACGGUGCAAAUGGCAUCCAUGUGAGUGGAGGCUCUGUGACUGUCACUGGCAAUAUCUACAUAUACAACGGGCCAGUGCUGGGGGGUGCACGGGGUCCUGGAGACCCUCCAGUUCCCCCCGAGCCUCCAUACCCGACUCCUGAAGAGGGAGCCCCCGGCCCUUCUGAGCUCUCUACACCCUACCAGGAGGAUGGCAAAGCUUGGCAUCUGGCUGAGACAGAGACACUAGGGUGCCACGCCCUCUGACAGAGCCAAGGAACCUAUUCGCCACCCAUGUCUGAUGGCAUCUGGGAAAGGCAAGGAGGAGAGAGGGUCCAGCACCUUCUUCCUGAGGCUGCUCCCCACCAGAACUCACAGGGUCUGGGCAGGAUCUGAGAAGCAGAGCCCUAAGGGACGGACUGGACUUGGCCUCAGACACCUCUUCAGAGCAGAAUUGGACACUAGCAGGGCGGUGCCCACCCAGGACUCCUACUACUGCCUAAGCAAGCCUGAGGCCUUGUUGCAGACCCACCAGCUCCCAGAGGCCUCCACCCCUUCAGCCUCAGACACAGGCAAGGCUUGUAACCCCACCAAGCCUCUCUGCAUUCUAAACAUGGCAAAGGAGGGAGCUGGGUCCCGGGGCCACUUGCAAGGACAUCACAGGAACCUUGCAAGGCUUCACGGUGCUCAUCCCCAGCCUUCAGAGGCCUUGACAGCCUCAUACCACAUGGACCAAGAUAGACCCUGUGAAGAUGAAACCACACGGGAGGAGUAUCCCUCCCUUGCUCCUGGGGGAGAGGAUAGUGAGACAGUGAGAAUGGGGGUUGGGUAGUGUUACCAGGUAUCGGGGGAGUUUGGGAACAGGAGAAAAAUGGCAAGUGUAUUUAUAAACUGUAACCACAUGCAAAUAAAGACAAGAUUGAGGUCCUUUAUCUUGGGU